Messenger RNA from Olea europaea var. sylvestris, 3808 nucleotides. Its product is annotated as protein SCAR1-like. The transcript has 10 exons. Gene Ontology annotation, cellular component: cytoskeleton. Bases 274 to 3690 code for a protein of 1138 amino acids. Gene Ontology annotation, molecular function: protein kinase A regulatory subunit binding; Arp2/3 complex binding. NCBI's taxonomy places the organism in Eukaryota, Viridiplantae, Streptophyta, Magnoliopsida, Lamiales, Oleaceae. The record is from RefSeq and is a predicted model, not a curated record. Gene Ontology annotation, biological process: positive regulation of Arp2/3 complex-mediated actin nucleation; actin cytoskeleton organization.
CUGCACCACGUGCACAUGUAUAUCUCUGUAUAAUUUUCUGCCUCUCUCUCUCUCUCUCUCUCUCUCUCUCUCUCUAUUCAUCGCUCUCUCGUCAGUUAAGCUGCUGCAUUGCAAUAUCAUCGUUUCUGCAUUUAAUUCACAGCACUUAUUUCGCAUUAUAAUUUAUAUUCAGUUUCUCCACUCGUACAUUGGCAAGAUUUAGAAUCUCUUGGAAUUCUUAUUGUGUUUCUGUGUAUAUGUGAGAAAUUGAGAGUGUGUGUGUAUGGUAUUACGAUGCCGUUGGUGAGAGUGGAGGUGAGAAAUGAGUACGGACUUGGACUACCGGAGCUGUAUAGAGAAGCGAACAAGGAGGAUCCGAAAGCGGUGCUCGACGGAGUUGCUGUUGCUGGCCUCGUAGGCGUCUUACGUCAGCUCGGCGACCUUGCUGAAUUUGCAGCAGAGAUUUUCCAUGGCUUACAGGAAGAAGUGAUGAUAACCUGUUCUAGAAGCCACAACUUGGUGGCUCGUGUACAACAGAUUGAAGCUGCAGUUUCUCCUCUUGAGAAGACCGUAUUGGCCCAGAGGAACCAUUUAUACUUUGCUUAUUCAGCUGGUUCCAAUUGGCAUGCUCGCCUGGGAUGUGAGCAAAAUCAACUUGCAAGCAGUGAUAUGCCUCAAUUUAUUUUGGAUUCUUAUGAAGACUGUUGCAGCCCUCCACAUUUGCAUUUGCUCGAUAAGUUUGACCCUGGUGGCCCUGGAUCUUGCGUCAAAAGGUAUUCAGAUCCAACUUUAUUUAAGAGAGCAUCAGCAGGAUCUAACGAAGCAUAUUCCAAGAAAAUUGCUAAAGAUAAGAUCGUUCGCAGUAUUAAGAAAAGUAGAUCAUGGCAAAGGAAUGGAGAUGUAUCCCGAGGUUCAUCAUUUUCUAAUCUCAGUGGCAGAAUGCAGGUCACUGGACUGAAUGUUAAUGAUAAAAGUUCCCAUUCUCAGAGAAUGUCCACAUGUGAUGCUACAUCCGGAUCAGAUUUUGGGAAGCAAUCAAAUUUAGAUUCGAGAAACGAAUUGACCUACAAUGAAUGUGUUCUCGGUCAAAGUUACUCAAUGCAACCUGAAAAACAAAAACUUAAAGAAUCAUUUUCUUCUCUAUCAAAGAAGUAUUAUAGUAAUUCUUUUCCAUACAAUUUUCUCAAGGAAAAAGAGGCUGAUCUAUGUGACGAUAUUCAGAACAAUGUAUUGAAAGAGCAAAUGGGCUAUAGUUCAUCUUCAAUUAAUUGGGAUGAAAAGGCAGAAAGCCCGCAGCUUAUGCUGAGGCAGUAUAAUCAUAAUUGUAUGGCACAGGAAGAUGGUCCCAAUGGAAAUUUAGAGUCACGUUCCCUAAAUUUUGACUGUGAAACUUGGGGAAGUCGAGCUGAUGAAACUGCUGACCAAAUGGAUGUCCAGCCUUGUAGUGAAACUCUGCCAAUGCCAAAAUCUGGUGACAACCAGCUUGAUGACAUUGAAAGUGAAACAGAUCAAUUCAUGGAUGCACUUAACACAGUUGAAUCAGAUACUGAGACUGAUAUAUAUUGCACAAUAAAGAAAGAAGAGCAUUACUUGAAAUCAGAGGACAAGGCAGUAGAUGAAACACGUCACUCUGAAUGUUAUUCUUCAAAUUUUGAAUCUGACAUUUUUGUCAACAGUUCUCAGGUCAAUAGUAGUGUUGGACAUAACUGCAUUUCGGCAUCUCUAGUAUCCCCUUCAGCAACUUACUCUUCUAUUGCUGAAGUAGCAGCAAAGGAUAAAUUAAACUUAGAUUCCUUAGAGAACAAUGCCCAUUUACUGCCAGCAACUCAAAGGGCUAGUGGGUUACUGAACCCGGGCAGCCUGCAAACCGUUGAUUCUCAUGAAAAUGGCAAUAUAGAUGAUGUUGUUAAAGUAAAAUCUAUUUUCAGAAGAGUAUUGCCAUCCAAUUUAAGAGAGGAUAAGUCAGUGAUGCCUUUCACAGAUAGGACAAGAAGCAAUCCUGAAUCUCAGGAACCUGAACAAGAACCUUCUAACAAUACACAAGGGAAGUUAUGGACAAAUGGUGGAUUGCUAGGAUUAGAUCCAUUAAAACCUCCAGAUUUCAGUGUAUUAAAUGCCAUCCAUCAAGAUCCUGCAUCCAGCAACGAUGGAAGUAUCUGUACUUUCAGGGCUAGAGCUGCAAAGAAAUCUGAUGAAAUCGAGAACUCCAGAAAUAUGGGAAAUGAUUUCGAUAUGGAUAGCUCUAUAUCACAUCAAAAUUACCAGGAAGGUGGCACCUCAUUUGGGAAGACGUCUUGGAAAAUUUCGACUACCAAUUUAGAUGUCAAGCUUGAAAAGUCCAGUAAUUCACUUCAUCGAAAUUAUGUCGGUAGUACUGCGAACAAUGGAUCUACUGACUCUGGUGUAGGACCAUCUAGAAGUUCUCAGCCUGUCAGCUCAGAUAUUCGAUUUACCAGAGAUCAUAGGGAGAAUUGCAGAAGUUCUAGGAUGUUUGAACUGGGCAAUCUAUUGUUUACAAAUGAAUCUUAUAGAAAGCUAUUGGUUGGCAGAGAUGACCACUCUGGUUCUUCUGGCUACCUAAAUACAGGUGUUAUCGAACAGAACAAUUGUCAAAAUAUUGCAGAUCAAUCAUUCUCUGGAAGAUCUAGAGAUUUGUUUGGAGGUGGAUCUCGAUUAAUGUCGUUCUCUUCCUCACCGCCACUUGAACACAUGAAAGUAUCGUUCCGGCCUACAGAUGGCUGUGAGACUACCAAGAUGAACUUAAAAUUCGCUGAUGGCAAUAAUAAUCUUGGAAGCGAUGGAAAUAUUUUUCCUUCAUUUCAAUUGGUCCCAGGGAUGUCAACUACUCAGCAUAACGUUGGUUCGGACUCAGAUGACACAUUCUAUAGAUCAUCACCUUCUGUAUCAGAUGAUAGUCUUAGCCAUCGGUCUAAUUCAAAUUCUGAGCAAUGUGAGUCCGGAGAAUCUCCCAGUAGCAAGGAGCACGAUUUAUAUGACGUUUUACGCAGAAUCUCGUCGAUGGAAUCUACUUCAACAAUAAGGGAAAAUGGGAGGUCGAGACACGGAGAGAUCUAUGAGAACCCUUGUCGUCAACUUCCAUUUGUUAAAAGCGUUGUGGACAAACAUUCUCAAUCUUGUGGUUUGUUUGAUAUUCCAAAGUUUAAUAUCCAAAAUCACUCGCUCAGGGAAGAACUGCAAAACGAUUCGUCAACAAUGGAUCCUGUGGAGACACAAUUUUCACCUACCCCUCCACCUCUCCCUCCUGCACAAUGGCGGACUAUGAAGUCACGUCUGGAUGAUACAGAAAAUAGGCAUGCUGUGAUAUCUGGCGGCCUUAACUAUGCAUCUGGUCUUACACGUUCAACAUCUACAAUAUCUCAUCAACCUAAGCAGUCCUCUCUUAAACAAGGUUGUACUAUUGGCUCAAUUAUGCUAGAAAAUAGCAAGCAGUCAGACUUGGAAAAGACAAAUGUAAGAAGAGAACUUAAUCAGGUUGCAUUUCACAAGAAUAUAGAUCCCAGGGAGGACUUUCUUAAUCAGAUUAAAACAAAAUCAUACAGUCUGAGACCAACUGCGAAAGCAAAAUCGACUGUGUUACCAGGGGGCCCUGCCAAUGGAAAAGUCACUGCCAUUUUGAAGAGGGCAAAUGAAAUUCGACAGGCUGUUGGAAGUGAUGAUGAGGGAGGAGAUGAUAACUGGAGUGACACUUAGAUUUUCUUAGGGCUUAACGGUUGGACGUGGAUUAAAAACCAAUGAUCUAAAUCUAAUGGUAUGUAGUUUUAUUUCCAGAUGAUGAGGUGAUUUUAUAUAUUCCUGAAUACUCCCAGUU